Messenger RNA from Castor canadensis (American beaver), 984 nucleotides. RefSeq names its product olfactory receptor 52D1-like. Gene Ontology annotation, biological process: G protein-coupled receptor signaling pathway. The record is from RefSeq and is a predicted model, not a curated record. Lineage: Eukaryota; Metazoa; Chordata; Mammalia; Rodentia; Castoridae. Gene Ontology annotation, cellular component: plasma membrane. Gene Ontology annotation, molecular function: G protein-coupled receptor activity; olfactory receptor activity.
AUGAAGAGGAAGCUAAAACUUGUGACCAUUGUUAUGUCAGCAUACAACAGGACCCAUGCACAUCCAUCAACCUUCAUUCUCAUUGGCAUUCCAGGGUUGGAGGAGGCUCAUGUCUGGAUUUCCAUCCCUUUUUCAAUGGUCUACUUUUUAGCCAUCUUGGGGAACUUUUCACUUCUGUUUACCAUCAAAACAGAUCCCAGCCUCCAUCAGCCAAUGUACCUCUUCCUCUGCAUGUUGGCUGUGGUUGACCUUGUGGUGUGUACUACAGCUGUUCCCAAACUUCUCAGCCUCUUCUGGUUCCAGGACAGAGAGAUUCGCUUUGAAGCCUGCCUCACUCAAGUGUUCCUGAUUCACUCUUGCUCCACCAUGGAGUCUGGCUUCUUCCUGGCCUUGGCUUUUGACCGUUAUGUAGCCAUUUGUAAUCCACUAAGACACCCAGCGAUUCUGACACACACUGUAACUGGGGGAAUGGGCCUAACUGUUGUACUUAGGGGCACAGCACUUCUCAUUCCUCACCCUUUCUUGCUACGUUGGCUUCCCUACUGCAGAACAAACAUAAUUUCCCACACCUACUGUGAGUUCAUGGCCCUCAUCAAGAUUGCCUGUGCUGAGACGAGAAUCCGCAGAGCCUACAGCCUCAUGGUUGCCUUCCUUACUGGAGGAGUGGAUUUUAUAUUGAUCAUUUGUUCUUAUGUCCUCAUACUCCAUACUGUCUUCCACCUCCCAUCCAAAGAUGCCAGACUCAAGACCUUGGGUACCUGUGGUUCCCAUGUGUGUGUCAUUUUAGUGUCCUACACUCCAGCCUUUUUCUCUUUUCUCACACACAGGUUUGGGCACCAAGUGGCUCCCCACGUGCACAUAUUUGUGGCCAAUAUUUAUCUUCUUAUCCCUCCCAUGGUGAACCCCAUUAUUUAUGGUGUAAGGACCAAGAAGAUGCGAGAUAGGUUCCUUAAGUUGUUCAGGUCUUCAAAAUCUCUUAAUUGA